GUUUACAACUUCAUUAUGGUUCCUCCAACUUUGCCAUUCACGGAAGAUGAACUGAAGAAAGCCAGUCUUCUAGGCGAAGGCGGGUCCCUCUUUUUGCACGUCAAGGGCAUUCCUUCGUCAUCCCGAGAGGGGUAUCCGAACUCGCCGCGCAAGUGUUAAAUACUAUGAGAGAGCACCCGGGGCUGCUAAAACUCUCCCUCUUCGCUCUCCAAUGUGUUGGCCUCCAGGGCCAGCAGCGCAAAGCCCACAGCUCGCCUCGCGUGCCUGCCCUAAGCGACGUGACCAUGGCGUCCAAUCUCUCCGCCCUCACCUUCGCUAGCGAUGCCACCACUGCCUCCGUGCACGACCCCGACGUGUACGAGAAAACGUCAUAUUAUAACGGCAUCACCGGGGACGGCGACCACCCGGACCUCGUCUACCGGUCGGACUUCCUCACUACGCCCUUCCCUAAGCCCGUAGGCAGACACGCCUCUCUCCCCGUCAAGUCGCUCCGCGGAGUCUUCGAUACCCCGCUCAAUCGUGUCUGGGACGCUGUCGGUCCCCAGAUUCGUGACCUGAUCAAGGCUCGGAAGAUCAACUGGUCGUCCGUCGAUCCUGCCCGCUUCUUCACCCAUGCACCGCUGGGAGAGGAGGCGAAGGGGAGUCUCGGUCCCGUCGUCAUAUGGAUCGGCGUUAUUCCAGGGUCUACCUCCGCCGAUACCGCCCACGAGGUCUCCCAAGAGAUCCUUACCCUUCUGCGUAAAAACGGAGUCGACAAUGUUGUUGUGGAAUGGCGCGAGGCGGUUCCGCAGAGGCUCGCGGGUCCACCCCUUAUGCGCCAUGUCGACAGCAGCAAUGCCACCCAUUAUGUCCGUCGCUUCCUCACUGCUCUUCUCGGCGUUCCCCUUUCGACCGAAGAAAUGGAGGAUUCCCAGGGUACUCUUACACUCUGGUUCCACGAAGACAAAGACAAGGACGGCAACCCCAGCAAUAAGGUUUACGGAAUCAGUAACUGCCACGUCCUGCGCAAGAACACCACUGUUGAUUAUGAGCACAGAGGCGGCGCACCCAUGGACCACGUUCGAGUGUGUGGAAUGCGUCGAUUCCAGCGUGGCCUGGAUGAGAUCACGAAGGCCAUUGCUGAUCGCGUCAUUCUCGCUGACCUUUGGACCCGAGAUAUUGUUACAUUGCAGGCGAAGGAGAGGCAGGACGCGGAGGACGCGAAAGCCGUCAGGGCGAAGCAACGCCAAUUGGAAGACGAGACCGAAGCUAUCGCCGAUCUCGAGGCUUUCCACGAUGAGGUCACGAAAUUCUGGGCCAACAUCAAGCUCCACCGCAACAUUGGGCACGUUCAAUAUGCUGCAGCCAUCUCGGUCGACGUCGGAGGUGGCACACUAUAUACCUCGGACUGGGCUGCGUUCUUAGCUGCUGAGGCGAAGGUCAGUGACGAAUUCGAGGGCAACGUUGUUGAUCUCGGAUCCAAGUACGAUCCUCAAGUCCUUACAAACAUGUUCUAUCCUCUCGGUGGCGGUUCGACCACGUUCAGGUUUCCCAACGAGGGGAAGCUCCGGAUCGAGGGGUGCGCCACGCAGGAGGACCUAGCCCACCCUACAGAGCUUGACAGCGAAGGCCAGCGCUGCCUUAUAGUCGGCAAAGACGGCAACAGUACUGAUCUCACCGUCGGACGCUACGCCGGCCUAGUUUCAUUUAUUCUGAACGAAGUUGGCAUCGAGUCCGUCGAGCUCGGUAUCUACAACUCGGGCGACAAGACUACCGAAGUCUUCUCCGCUAAAGGAGACUCCGGCUCCCUCGUCUGGCACACGACGAACGGUAAAGCUCGCGUGGUUGGCCAACUCCAUUCUGGGCACAACAAGGGCGGCUCGACUAGCAAUCAUGUUACGUACUGCACACCUGGCUGGUACCUCCUGGGCCAGAUCAAGACGAGGUUCAAGCAUGCCGACUUCUACCGCACCACCUGGUCAGCUUAAGAACAACAUUAUUUCACACGACUAAUCUCGACGGUAAUUGGUGCUGAAUGGUGCCGCAUGGUCCUGCGUUGCUGUAGCGUGGAUGGGACAUUGCGGGUGUCAGUUCUUCGCAUUCCAUAUCCUCACGUGAUUUGACGUGCAUGUGACACUGGAGGAAGGUUUCCUUCUGUCUGCUCCCUCAGCACUGCCUUCGCGUCUGCUCCAUCAGGACUGUUGUCUGCAUCUAAGCUCCCUUCUUAGCUUCAUGUUGUGCUGUGCUUUCAACUUGUCUUAGUUGGCUUGUCUUCUGUUGCAUCUACCCACCUCCUCCCCUUUCACCAACCUGAUAUUCCUAGCUUUUCAGUCUUGUAUUUUUAC
Cantharellus anzutake is the source of this 2324-nucleotide messenger RNA. RefSeq lists its product as uncharacterized. Lineage: Eukaryota; Fungi; Basidiomycota; Agaricomycetes; Cantharellales; Hydnaceae. The transcript is spliced from 7 exons. Bases 165 to 1967 code for a protein of 600 amino acids. The record is from RefSeq and is a predicted model, not a curated record.